AUGCAAUCAUCUCACCGUCUCCUCUCUUGCCUUCUUCACUCCCCCAAACGCGGCGUCGUUUUAAACCCUUCUUUCUCCUUCAGUGUUUUCGAAAAACACUCCCUCAUCAACGACAAUUUUCAACUCUUAGACCCUGCCACUCAACUCCAAGGUCUUUGCUCCCUUCAUUGCUCUAAACGCUUCCUUUUGUUGGGUUUAAUUUCUUUCGACAAUGCUAAUCAUCAUUACCAACAGCAACAGCAGUUUCAUCAGUUCUUUUCUCAUCGCAAUUUUUUUACUAGGGCAAAGCAAGUGAAGAAGAUUGAGAUAAGUGAUGAACACAGUCAUAGAGCUGUUAAAACUGCAUUGUGGUGCAACUUCCUUGUCUUCUCUCUCAAGUUUGGUGUCUGGCUAACAACAUCUAGCCAUGUUAUGCUGGCUGAAGUAGUGCACUCAGUUGCAGAUUUUGCUAAUCAGGCACUUCUAGCUUAUGGUUUGAGUAGCUCAAGGCGUGCACCAGAUGCUCUUCAUCCUUAUGGCUAUUCCAAAGAAAGAUUUGUUUGGUCUUUGAUAUCAGCUGUCGGUAUAUUUUGUCUGGGUUCUGGUGCUACAAUUGUCCAUGGAAUUCAGAACCUGUGGACCUCACAUCCCCCUGCAAAUAUUCAGUAUGCAGCUUUGGUAAUUGGUGGUUCAUUUAUCAUUGAAGGUGCUUCUCUUGUAGUUGCUAUACAAGCUGUCAAGAAAGGAGCAGCUGCUGAGGGAAUGACAGUGAGGGACUAUGUCUGGCGUGGUCAUGAUCCCACGUCUGUUGCUGUCAUGACAGAGGAUGGUGCUGCAGUUACUGGCCUCGCUAUAGCAGGAGCCUCACUGAUUGCAGUUAAUACCACGGGAAAUGCAAUUUAUGACCCAAUUGGUUCAAUCAUAGUUGGCAACCUUCUUGGAAUGGUGGCUAUAUUUCUCAUACAGAGGAAUCGGCAUGCUUUGAUUGGUAGGGCAAUGGAUGACAAUGAUAUGGAGAAGGUCCUCCAUUUCUUGAAAAAUGACCCGGUUGUAGAUUCUCUAUAUGAUUGCAAAAGCGAGGUGAUUGGUCCUGGAUUCUUUCGGUUCAAGGCUGAAAUAGAUUUCAAUGGAGUGAUGGUGGUACAAAACCAUCUAAGUAGGACUGGACGUGAAGAAUGGGCCAGACAGUUCCGUGAAGCUGCAAAGAAUAAGGAUGAUCAUGAGUUGCUGAAAGUCAUGUCAAACUACGGUGAGGAGGUGGUUACUGCUUUAGGAAGUGAAGUUGAUAGGCUAGAAAAGGAGAUCCAAGCUCUUGUUCCUGGUAUUCGGCACGUGGAUAUUGAAGCACACAACCCAGUGGACCUAUCCUCAUAGUAUGGUAUUUUUUGGUUUGAGCAGUAUAUCAUGUGGCAUUCUUUUCUUGCAUAAUUAAGAUUGAUCAUCGAUUACUGUAACUUUUUUUUUCCGUAAAGUCUAUAUGAUAAUAUAUACGGAAAUGUUCAUAGUAGAUUCAAAAUCUGGUGAUAUACAGACAACUUUGGUGGAUUUGGUACAUUGAUGAGUAUUUUCCUGGUUAUGAUACUGUUUCAAAUUUGAAGUAAAGUUGUGGAAAUCAAAAGAGAUGGAUUAUUUGCUCCUCAACAUAAAAGUUUAUUGGCUUUGUAAACAUUGUGCCUUCAAAUUUGU
Pistacia vera is the source of this 1665-nucleotide messenger RNA. RefSeq names its product metal tolerance protein C4. The record is from RefSeq and is a predicted model, not a curated record. Gene Ontology annotation, molecular function: monoatomic cation transmembrane transporter activity. The transcript has 13 exons. Gene Ontology annotation, biological process: transmembrane transport; zinc ion transport. Lineage: Eukaryota; Viridiplantae; Streptophyta; Magnoliopsida; Sapindales; Anacardiaceae. Gene Ontology annotation, cellular component: membrane. Bases 1 to 1353 code for a protein of 450 amino acids.